UACAGGGUCCAUAAUGCCAUGUAGAUCAUUGCCAUAAAGUAACACCUUCCUGGACUUCUUUCUAGAGCCUGUGACAGGAAGUCUGAACUAACUGUUAAAGGAUUUGAACAGUAAGAGAAACAGGAAGCAAUGAGAAACAAAAGCACCCUCCAGGUCUGAGUGACAGGAGCAUCAGCUCUGGCGGGCCAUAUCUGCCACAACCAAAAUCUGCUUUCCUGCCUCUGACGCAGGGAGCUAAGGGCCUGAAUGAAACCUGUUAGAGGUUCCAAUUAUAUCUUUGUGGACAAAGGGCACACAUGGCAUCCUCAGUUAACAGGCGGCAAUAAAUCCAUCAGCACAUCCACUUGCAGAGAACAGAGUCCCUGCUGAGCUGCGAGCCGCUCACUGAGUACCUCACACAGGACGGACUUGAAGACUGUCUCCCCUCUUCUGUAAAGGCUGCCAAAGACCUGUCGCUGUAGCAGGACCUUCCCUAAGAACCUGGAGGAGAAGACGCCCCCAGCCCAGCCCUCACCAUGCUUAGGGCGGUUGUGGAUGCUCCUCAGCGGUUGCUGAAGGAGGGGAGAGAGUCCCAGAAGCUGGUACUGGUUGUGGUGUUUGUUGCUCUGUUCCUGGACAACAUGCUGCUUACUGUGGUGGUGCCCAUUGUGCCCACCUUCCUAUAUGCCACCGAGUUCAAAGAAGUCAACACUUCUCUGCACCCAUGCUCCGCCACGACUUCCUCACAUGCCCUCACUUCUUCUGCCUUCUCCACCAUAUUCUCCUUCUUUGAAAACAACACCAUGGCUGUUGAAGAAAGUGCACCCAGUGGCACAGCGUGGACAAAUGGCACCAUCCUUCCUCCAGUCGCUGGAGCCAUUCCAGAACAUAAAAACAACUGCCUGCAAGGCACAGAGAUCUUGAAGGAAGAGAACAUAUGGGUCGGGGUUCUGUUUGCUUCAAAGGCUCUGAUGCAACUUCUGGUCAAUCCAUUCGUGGGGCCUCUCACCAACAGGAUUGGAUAUCACGUUCCCAUGUUUGCUGGCUUUGUCGUCAUGUUUCUCUCCACAGUUAUGUUUGCCUUUUCUGGUACCUAUACCCUGCUCUUUGUGGCCCGAACCCUUCAAGGCAUUGGAUCUUCAUUUUCAUCUGUGGCAGGUCUUGGGAUGCUGGCAAGUGUCUACACUGAUGACUAUGAGAGAGGACGUGCCAUGGGAAUUGCACUGGGGGGCCUGGCUUUGGGAGUGCUGGUGGGAGCUCCCUUCGGAAGUGUGAUCUAUGUGUUUGUUGGGAAGUCUGUACCCUUCCUCAUCUUGGCCUUUCUGGCACUGCUGGAUGGAGCACUCCAGCUUUGUAUCCUGCGGCCUUCCCAGGUCUCUCCCAAGAGUGCCAGGGGGACUCCGCUCCUUACGCUUCUCAAAGACCAUUAUAUCCUUGUGGCUGCAGGAUCCCUCUGCUUUGCCAAUAUGGGAGUGGCCAUGCUGGAGCCCACACUGCCCAUCUGGAUGAUGCAGACCAUGUGCUCCCCUGAGUGGCAGCUAGGUCUGGCCUUCUUGCCUGCCAGUGUGUCCUACCUCAUUGGCACCAACCUCUUUGGUGUGUUGGCCAACAAGAUGGGUCGGUGGCUCUGCUCCCUGAUUGGCAUGGUAGUAGUAGGUACCAGCUUGCUUUGUGUUCCUCUGGCUCAUGACAUUUUUGGCCUCAUUGGCCCCAAUGCAGGGCUUGGCUUUGCCAUAGGCAUGGUGGAUUCCUCUAUGAUGCCCAUCAUGGGACACCUGGUGGACCUGCGCCACACCUCUGUGUAUGGGAGUGUCUAUGCCAUCGCCGACGUGGCUUUUUGCAUGGGCUUUGCUAUAGGGCCAUCUACCGGGGGUGCCAUUGUGCGUGCCAUCGGCUUCCCCUGGCUCAUGGUCAUCAUUGGGGUCGUCAACAUCAUCUAUGCUCCUCUCUGCUACUACCUGAGGAGCCCCCCAGCCAAGGACGAGAAGCUUGCAAUUCUGAGCCAGAACUGCCCCAUGGAGACCCGGAUGUAUGCCACACAGAAGCCCACAAGAGAAUUUCCUCUGGGGGAGGACAGCGAUGAGGAGUCUGGCAGUGAGGAGUAGGAGCAGAAGCCUUGUCACAUGUGGAUCCAGGAGGCCCAGGCUUUGGUGAUCACCUCUCUCCCCUGGAACCAGGUCACCAUGGGCUGCUCACUAGGCUUCACUUCCCUCUCCCCUGGGAUCCCCUUCCCUCACCUUGCCUGGGUGCCAUUCCCCAGUUUUCUCCUCACUUGUGUAACCCAUAGCUCUCUCUCUAUGUUUUGAUGCCUCAAGUGGCCCAUCUUUUGUGGGAGGACAGAGCGAUGCUCCCUCCUAGGCUUCUGUGAGGCUGAUUAAACUUGAGCCCUGAC
This is a messenger RNA of Diceros bicornis minor, 2371 nucleotides long. It is a transcript of the gene SLC18A1, whose product is annotated as solute carrier family 18 member A1. Gene Ontology annotation, molecular function: serotonin:sodium:chloride symporter activity; xenobiotic transmembrane transporter activity. Gene Ontology annotation, cellular component: terminal bouton; synaptic vesicle membrane. The transcript has 17 exons. Lineage: Eukaryota; Metazoa; Chordata; Mammalia; Perissodactyla; Rhinocerotidae. The coding region runs from base 516 to 2084 and encodes 522 amino acids. The record is from RefSeq and is a predicted model, not a curated record. Gene Ontology annotation, biological process: transmembrane transport; aminergic neurotransmitter loading into synaptic vesicle; xenobiotic transport.